Messenger RNA from Chinchilla lanigera (long-tailed chinchilla), 890 nucleotides. RefSeq names its product ornithine decarboxylase antizyme 3 (gene Oaz3). Gene Ontology annotation, cellular component: nucleus; cytoplasm. The record is from RefSeq and is marked reviewed. NCBI's taxonomy places the organism in Eukaryota, Metazoa, Chordata, Mammalia, Rodentia, Chinchillidae. Gene Ontology annotation, molecular function: ornithine decarboxylase inhibitor activity. The transcript is spliced from 5 exons. Gene Ontology annotation, biological process: positive regulation of protein catabolic process.
GUUGCCUGAACCUUUGCCACCCAUCCCUGACCCUCACUUUGCCGCUGGGAGGCACUGAACAGAGAAACUGCCUUGUAACAGGUCCCGCCCCUCUCUCUACUCCCUUUCUUAUAUCAAGAGGGGAAAAACACGGAACUACCUCUACCCAAUCUGGUCACCAUACGCCUAUUAUCUUUACUGUUACAAAUACCGGAUCACCCUCCGGGAGAAGAUGCUGCCUUGUUGUUAUAAAAGCAUUACUUAUAAGGAAGAGGAGGACCUGACACUCCGGCCACGCUGCUGUCUCCAGUGCUCCUGAGUCCCCAGCGGGGCUCCAGGCGGGCAGAAGCACUGAGCAGGGAAAAGACCAAGACCAGCUUCAAGUACUAUACUCAGCUGGGAACCUGACAGUGCUUUCUACCAACCCCCUGCUCCACCAGGAUCCAGUACAAAUAGACUUCCACUUCCGUCUCACCCCCAACACCUCUGUCCAUUGGCACGGCCUUCUGUGUGACCACCGACUCUUCCUGGAUAUCCCAUACCGGGCCUUGAACCAAGGCAGCCGAGAAAGUUUGACAGCAACACUGGAGUAUGUGGAGGAGAAGACCAAUGUGGAUUCCGUGUUUGUGACCUUCCAAAACGACCGGAAGGACAAAGGUGACCUGCUGCGGGCCUUCAGCUACAUGGGCUUUGAUGUGGUCAGACCAGAUCACCCUGGCCUUCCUCUCUGGGAAAAUGUCAUCUUCAUGGUAUAUCCCCUUGAAAGGAACCAUGGCCACUGGCCCACUGAGCCUCCCUAAACAUGCUUAUUCCAACUCUGUGAGGAGCUGGAGCUGUGACACACAGAACUCAAGGGCCUAGGAUGUAAUUUAGGACCUCAUCAUCCUAGGAAUAAAAGGAUAGUGCAAUCA